GGACCUAAAAUGUUUUCGUGCUGCCUAUUUUGUGCGUCACUACGCUAAGCGAGCAAAUGACAUGAAGUAUUUAAAUGUUGCUGAAAAACACGAUGCGGCCAAAACCAUAGCUAAUCUCCUUUCACAGGGAUCGGCAAGACGGCGCGAGGGCUACUCUGUGUACAAUAAGGUCUUCGAUUUUGAAGCCCAGGUUCGUGGUCAAAAUGCCAAAAUGGUAAUGACGUCCGUAUCCGGCCAUUUAAUGCAUCUGGAGUUUUUGGUUUCGUAUCGCAACUGGCGGACUGUUGAUCCUUCUGCACUGUUCGAUGCUCCAGUGCGGAAGGCCGUCGCCGAGGACUAUCAGCCAAUCAAGCGGACCCUAGAACGCGAAGUACGUGGCUGCCAGGGUCUAAUAAUUUGGACGGAUUGCGAUCGCGAAGGUGAAAAUAUUGGAUUCGAAGUCGUCGAUGUAUGUCGUGCCAUCAAACCAAACCUUACUGUCUAUCGCGCCAGUUUCUCAGAAAUUACGACGGUCGCAGUGCGUCGUGCACUACAGCAAUUGGGACCACCGGAUAAACGACAGAGCGAUGCGGUGGAUGUGCGCACAGAGCUGGAUCUACGCACUGGAGCGGCAAUAACUCGCUUCCAAACUAUGCGUCUGCAGCGCCUAUUUCCGCAAGGUAUCGCGGAUAAGCUCAUCUCAUAUGGUAGCUGUCAGAUACCCACCCUCGGCUUUGUCGUGGAGCGUUACAAGGAGGUUGAGGCUUUCGUUUCGGAGCCUUUCUGGAAGAUUAGAGUGCUGCACACCAUUGAGGACUUGACCGUCGAAUUCAACUGGGCGCGCAAUCGCCUUUUCGACAAAGAAGCCUGCGAAAAUUAUUUGGUCUUAUGUCUAAGCGAUCCACGCGCCAAAGUGGAGAGUGUCACAGUGAAGCCGAAGCACAAGUGGCGACCUACAGCAAUGGAUACCGUUGAGAUGGAAAAGCUGGGCUCACGAAAAUUAAAACUGUCCGCUAAAGAGACAAUGUCUAUUGCCGAAAAACUGUACACCAAAGGUUUCAUCAGCUAUCCACGCACAGAGACCAAUCAAUUUUCCAAGGAAUUUAAUCUGACGCCGCUGGUCGAGCAGCAGACUGGCCACGACAAUUGGGGCGCGUUUGCACAGCGAGUGCUCGAAUGGGGACCAAGUCCGCGAAAUGGUAACAAAUCGGAUCAGGCACAUCCACCGAUACAUCCCACCAAACUAGUUACCAAUCUGGCUGGGAAUGAGGCGCGCGUCUAUGAGCUGAUUGUGCGACACUUUCUGGCCUGCGUCAGCAAAGAUGCGGUUGGGUCUGAAACAAUAGUUAAUAUCGACAUUGCCGGGGAGAAGUUUAGUGCCAAUGGAUUGGUUAUUCACGAGCGUAACUACCUGGAUGUGUAUGUGUACGAUAAGUGGAGUGCCAAACAAAUACAUCACUACGAGCAAGGCCAGGUGUUUGAACCCACCGAGAUAGCGCUGCAUGAAGGCGCAACUACAGCACCUCCACUCCUCACUGAGGCGGAUUUAAUAGCGCUGAUGGAGAAGCACGGUAUUGGGACAGAUGCCACGCAUGCAGAGCACAUUAAUACAAUUAAGGAGCGGGGCUAUAUUGGCGUUGUGGAUAAGGGAGCAAUCGUGCCGGGCGUUAUUGGAAUGGGCCUCUAUGAGGGCUACGAUGCCAUGGAGCUGGCGCUAGCGAAGCCGCUGUUACGUGCUGAGUUUGAAGCAGAUCUGAAACGCAUAUGCCUUGGCGAAAAAGAUCCCAAGCUGGUGCUCAGUGAACAAAUACAAAAGUACAAGCAGGCAUAUCAACAAAUUAUGGAUAAAAUAACAGCAAUGGAUGAGAAAAUUGCGCAGCGUUUAAAUGAAGCACCAACGGCGGGCCGCGGAGGUAACGCAAAUGACGACAAUGGUGGUGGUGCGGGUGGCGGUGUAGGCGGCUCUCUAGCAGAUGGCACGAACUUCAUUCAACAGCUCUAUGAAUGCCCGAAAUGCAAAGUAGCACCUCUGGCACUUAAGCCGAAGAAAAAUCAGACGGGAUACUUCAUUGGCUGCCUAAACUAUCCGGAUUGCAAAAAUGUUGUUUGGCUGCCGGAUGAGUGCAAAGAGCCAUCCGUUUUAGACGAACACUGCGAGCGUUGUGGUGCCAACUACAAACUGCUGAAAUUCAAGCUAAGCAGCGCCUAUUAUCGCACACUCUUUAAGGCGCCAUAUGGCUGGUACAAGACCUGCUUGCGCUGUGAUGGUCAGUUUCGCAGCACGUUCAACAUUAACGUGGAUAGCGUGAAGGCUGUAGGAGGCAUUGUGGGCGAGGCACCCAGGCAAGCGCCUGCGAGAACCAACAGGCCGGGCAAUGAUACGCAACCCAAGGCGAAAGUCAAGAAGCCACCACCACCAGGCAGUAGUGGCACAGAAACUCAAGCAAAGUCUAAGAAAAGCAGCACCACAACAGCAAGUAGGGGCAGAGCUGCUGGCAAUUUGCGCAGCUAUUUUACAGCGAGCAGCACUCGCGGCAAUAACAACAUAACAAGUACAGGUAGUGACACAGUCGCCUUCGAUGAUUUCUUUAAUAGCAACGAUGGCUUUGAUCAGGAUCUGUUAACGGCUGCAGCGAUGGCAGAGUCAAGUGGAAAUAUGCCUCCCAAAGAAGUCAAAGAUAUUGCGGAUGCCGCUUUGAUAGAUGACAUAGCCGCUGCUUUUGCUGCCGAUGACGAUGCAGACUUUGAGGCGCUGCUGAAUGUCGACAGUAAUGCACAGCCCCCACCGUCUCCACCCCCUGGUGGGGUAGCUACUACCACUGCGGCCGCUACUGCCACCGCAGCGUGGCCAACCGCUGAUUUGGAUACCAGCUUAACCAGCUGGAUGCGUCAUCAGUACGAGGCAGAGGAGGAGCCAAUGACUUGGGGUACCAAAGGACGUAGCACAUACGCCGCAGCAACAGUCCCUCCGGCAGCAAAGCGGCCACGCCUAAGUAAUGAGUGGCAACCAAAUGAUAAUGAUGAUGAUGCUGGAACUGCAACUGGGUCGGUGGUGCUUUGCAGUGGUUGCCAUCAACCAGCACGGGGGCAGAUUGUGCGCAAAGAUGGGCCCAACAAGGGGCGUUCGUUCUACCGCUGCCCCAAGUCAAACCAAUGUAAAUUCUUUCAAUGGGCCGAUGAGCAGCCGGCAAGUUCUGCAAACUCUGCGACGCCAAACAAUACGUGGGGUACCAGAAACGCGACGCCCCCAACAACUAGAGAAUCAAGUAAUUAUAGCUGGGGUAGCGCCCAGACAGCUUGGGGCAGCGGUUCCAGAAACGAUGCUGUCGAAAAUAAUUCGACGCCCCCUACAAUUAGAGAAUCAAGUAAUUAUAGCUGGGGUAGCGCUCAGACAGCUUGGGCCAGCGGUUCCAGAAACGAUGCUAUGGAAAACAAUUCGUCGAAGACCAGGAGUAACAAUAAUGAAACAUAUUCAUGGGGCUCGGGGUCAGGCUCGCAAUCCAGCACUUCAAAUUGGUCAGCCAGUCGCUCCAACUUUAACGGCACCAUGACUAUCACAAAAACCGCCCACGACACAAAUGCUGUUCAAUGCAAAUGCAAUAAACCCGCCAGCAGCUUAACUGUACGUAAGGAUGGUCCCAAUCAGGGACGUCCAUUCUACGCCUGUCCAAAUCGUGAAAAGUCCUGUGGUUUCUUUCAAUGGGGCGAUGUGGAUGGCAAUCAAGCAAGCACUUCAAAAGCUGCCGCCGCGCCGUCAAGUUCACAAAAUCAAGGCAGCAGAGAUGGUUCUAGUUCGGGGUCGGGUAAUCGAGCACGUCGCUGUGGACUUUGCCGGCAGGAGGGUCACACAAAGAAUAAAUGUCCCCGCAAGAGCCAAUUUGAGUAUUAGCUCAAGCCUUUGAAUACUUUUAAGAUUUUGUAAAUCAGGUUUGUUAUGUAAAUACAAAUAAAUAUUGUAACAGUUAAGUUUAA
Messenger RNA from Scaptodrosophila lebanonensis, 3951 nucleotides. It is a transcript of the gene Top3alpha, whose product is annotated as DNA topoisomerase 3-alpha. Gene Ontology annotation, biological process: DNA topological change. The record is from RefSeq and is a predicted model, not a curated record. Gene Ontology annotation, cellular component: chromosome; nucleus. The transcript has 5 exons. Bases 62 to 3868 code for a protein of 1268 amino acids. Gene Ontology annotation, molecular function: DNA topoisomerase type I (single strand cut, ATP-independent) activity; zinc ion binding; DNA binding. Lineage: Eukaryota; Metazoa; Arthropoda; Insecta; Diptera; Drosophilidae.